Molecule: messenger RNA, 1595 nt
Organism: Spea bombifrons (plains spadefoot toad)
Lineage: Eukaryota; Metazoa; Chordata; Amphibia; Anura; Pelobatidae
Product: beta-1,4-galactosyltransferase galt-1-like
Exons: 2
Coding region: 225-1577 (450 amino acids)
Source: RefSeq, a predicted model, not a curated record
UCUGCUUCAGCUCACUGGAGAUCUAACGGAUCCCUGCUGCCUGCUGAAGGAUCCACUGGCCUUGGAAGGAUAGAGGGGGGAUCUACUAGAUUACCAGAGCCCCCCAAUGUGAUCCUGUGUGCCCCUCCUGAACCUACCCCUCCUGUGCAGCAAUCCAGAGCGGGACACAUCAAUGUCGGAUGGCCGCAGACCCCCCCUGGUGCAUCUCGCUGACCUGAUCCGGAAUGAGGGCAUUUAUAUCUUUGAAAAACGUCUGCAAGGUUUUAUCGCUCUUGUUCUCCACCAUCACGGUGCUCUACAUGAUCUAUAUCGUGGUCCUGGUCAAGACGGUGUUGCCAGGGGGCACCUUCAUGUUGCCAUUUCUCCAGCCGAAGGAGUUAGAGGAAGGACCAUGUGAAGGCACCAGGUCGAGCGAGACCAUCGUGAAGGUGAAAGACAGCCAGACGUAUCUCGUAGCUGCCUACCUAGACCUGCGGGGCAGCAGCGUCGUCCGGAUCAUUGGAAUUACGUACAGGUACGAGCGGGAUCUCCUGUACUGCGACUUUUGCUUCAACAAGACCAACGGCACCGCGUUGGCCGACCUCCAGAUCCAUAGCGAUCACUUUGAGUUCCCGUACGGCACCGCCGACCUGCUCUGUGAUCUGAAAGGCGACCGGAUCCCCCAAUAUGUCUCCAUACACCGUGAGGGCGAGCCGCAGGCCACCGUCUUACAGAUCAGGAACAUCGACGCGCCCGUGGAGUUUGAAUACGACUUCCUCAUGUGCAUCUCCGCCAUGUUUGGAUCCUACAACAAUGUCUUGCAGUUCAUUCAGUCGAUGGAGAUGUAUCAGAUCUUAGGGGUCCAGAAGGUUAUUAUCUAUCACACGGACUCCAGUCCGUUAAUUAGAAGAGUAAUGGCCCAUUACAUGAAAGAGGAAUUUCUGGAACUGAUCUCAUGGCCCAUAACGUCGUUCCUGAACGUGUCGUCUGGGUGGCAUUACCCCGAGCAUCCAGGAGAACUUCACUACUACGGGCAGACGGCGGCUUUGAAUGACUGCCUCUACCGCCACAUGUACAGAAGCAGAUACAUCUCUCUGAACGACAUCGACGAACUCAUCCUACCCGCCAUACACAAAGACUGGCGUGAAAUGAUGGACUUCCUCCAGCAGCCGAACCCCUCCGUAAGCGUCUUCGAAUUCGAAAACCACGUCUUUCCGACGGCCCUGCAGGACAAAAAGAACCCUUCCACCCCCGAGGAAUGGAACUCCGUUCCGGGAUUAAACAUUCUGAAGCACGUCUAUCGGGAACCCAACGUGCCCGACGAGAUAAACCCCACGAAGAUGAUCGUCAACCCCAGAGACGUGGUCAGAACCUCCGUUCACGUUCCCCUGGACUUUUACGGCGAAAAGUACCAGGUGCCCAGCGAUUUUGCCCGACUUUGUCACUACCGGCAACCCAAACAAAAAGACCUGGGGGAGGACAUGCUUAUUAAAGACGACAUCAUGGCGAAAUACGAAAACGUCUUGGUCGAGAGAGUCAACGGAGUGCUACAGAAAGUCGGCCUUCUAAAAACUAUUCCGAAAAACCGCAGACAAUGAACGAGCCGGAAGAAAAGC